GAAUGUAUAAUUUUACAGCUGAUACAAUUGUGCAUACGAAAACAAUGAACUGUUAAAAAACAAUUCUCUUAAUUAAUUUGCGCCUAACAACUUUUUUGGUAUAUUUCGAUGCCAUUACCGUUUCUUGGAUUUCCCAGUCGAACUCUGUAGAUAUAUCAACUUGUUAUGAUGUAAAUAACCAAAACCCCAGUGAAAAAAUUUAUACCCAUUUUCAACAAUAAGUCGAAGAGUGUUGGCUGCAGAUUCACAGUGAUCAGACGUGCUUUCAGUGUUUAUUAAAAAAACCAGUUUGGUUAAAGCAGGAGUUAGAUAGUCUGCGUGUUUUUUGUUUGUUUAAUCUCCGUCUAUUGAAGAGAAUUAGACCUUUGAAGUCAAUACCCUCAAGUUAAAUGGGAUUAUAGAGAAUAGAUAAUUAAAUUUUUUUUCUUGAGUGCACAAAUUAAUCAUAAGCACUCAAUAUGACUGUUAUUGCCUAUACAAAUAUUUUCCAAGGAACGUUACCUCAGUUAAUUGCAGUUUUAGCAGCUACCUUAAAUGCAAUAAGUGAUGGUAUGCAAUAUGGAUGGACAGCACCAGUUAUACCAAUACUCAUGGGGGAAGAUUCUCCUCUACUUAUAACGGAAUUUCAAGGCGAAUGGUUGGAAACUUUUGUAUGGAUUGGAUCUUUAUCAUGUCUCCCGCUUACUAUGUAUCUCGCUGAUAGGAUUGGCCGAAAGAACUCUAUUCUCCUUGCAGCAUUCCUAACUUUGAUUGUUUGGAUAAUAAUUGCUUUUGCGCCUUCUAUUGAGUUUCUCUACUUAGCUAGAUUUCUAGCAGGAACCGCUAGCAACACAGCUUAUGUUUCUACUCCUAUGUACAUAGCCGAAAUUGCAGAACAGAAAAUUAGAGGUUUCCUCAGUAGCUUAAUUUAUUUAAUGAUGCUUUUGGGUAUAUUCGUAAUAUACGCUGUCGUACCUUUUAUUCCAUACUGGGCUCAUUGCACAAUCGGAGCUAUUUUAGCUAUAUUAGAAUUGAUUAUUUUUCCAUUUAUGCCCGAAAGUCCUUACUAUUUGGUAUUCAUAAAUAAACCUGAAGAAGCUAAGAAAUCGUUGAAAAGACUUAGAUCCUCUAAAUGUGAUAUAGAUCAAGAGUUGAAUGAAAUUAAAGUAGCAAUAGAAAGACAGAAGACUGACAAGGAUAAAAUUUGGGAUUUAUUUAUAGUUCCCAGCUACCGUAAAGCUGUGAUAAUUAUGUUUAUUCUGAAUGGAGCGCAGCAUUUUAGUAGUAUAAGUGUUCUUCUUAUGAAUCUACAUAUUAUUUUGGGAGCAGCUGGUUCUAUUUACAUGGAGCCUUCAUCUGCUGGCAUUUUAUUUGCCUUCCUAUUACUCUUUGCUGCAUGUAUAGCUUCCGUUUCUGUGGACAAAUUUGGUAGACGGAGUUUACUAAUAAUAUCAAGUAUUUUAACUGGUAUAAGUUUGUUGGUACUUGCUAUUUAUUUCACUUUAAAACAUUCUGGUUACGACACAGCUUCGGUCAGUUGGAUACCUAUUGCCAGUGUCAUGAUAUAUGCUUGUGUAUUUAAACUAGGCUUAGGUCUAGUACCUAUAGUACUUGGCCCUGAGCUAUUUCCUGCAAAUGUUAAAGGAUACGGUAUGACGUUAGUUGAUGCUACAUACGUGAUAGCUUCUCUAUUGUCACUUCAAUUGUAUCAAAGAUUGGGUGACAAUUAUGGAUUAGAGUAUCCGUUUUAUGUAUUUUCCAUUUGCUGCUUUUUCACAGCAAUAUUUAGUUAUUUUGUUAUUCCAGAAACUAAAGGGAAAACAUUAGAAGAGAUACAAAUGGUUCUGAAAGGAGAGAGUAUUGAAAAGAAAGUUGAGGGUUGUGCGUAAGAUAUAGUGAUAUUAAUUAGGAAGUUAUUAAAUAAUUUGUUGUACAUAGUUUAUAUAAUCUGUAAUGAAAACUUAUAGGCAUUCAGUGAAUACGUUAAUUCAUAAUAUUACAUAAUUUACUUGUAGUAUUAAUUUUAAUGCAUUAGUUUACACUAAAUUGUAAUAAUUGUAUUCCCAUUUUCUCCUAUUGCUGAUAUUGUAUCUAACGAGUUGAAUAUUUAAUUUUUAUAUGUCUUCCCAUCUUAUGCUUAGUCAUAGUCUUGGUCUACCUUCCAAUUUUUUUCUCUAUAGAAUCCGGCUGCCGUCUCUCUAAGGCUUUUAUUUUCAAAUUUUCUUCUAAUUCCUCAACUCUUAUAUUUCUUUAUUCGUUCUGACCUAUUUUUGUUGGCCUUAUAUUCGUCUUAGCAUUAUCCUGUCGAAUAAGAUAGGAUAGGAUAGAUAUUCAGGUUUUCUUUUUCUUCGCGAGACACAUUGUUUAUGUGGCAUAUGUGACAACAGAUCUAAUUGCUACUCCGAAAAAUGUUAAACUUUAUUUUGGUACUCAAGUAUUUGUCUCUUAUAAAUCUGUUUAUUUUCAGUAUGCUUCAUUUACAGAUACUAUAUGAUUCUUUAUCUCUUCUAAUCUGUUUUUUUUAUCAUUUAUAAUGAUGCCUAAAUAUUUGAAAGUCUUCAUUUGUUCAGAACUAUACUUUCAUAUUUUUAUGUUGGUCUCAAUUCUUUCUCUUCUUGUGCUUAUCAUGAUUAUGUUCUUUCUUUCAUUUAUUUCCAAUACUCUUUCUUUGCCUUUCUUUGUUUCUCCUAUUAUCCUGACUGUCACAUCCUCUUGGGUUUCUUGAUAUUAGUGAUAUACGAGUAUCAUCUGCAUAUGUCAGAUAGUUCUUCUGAUUUCAUUUUUAUUGUUCUAUAAUUAGUGUCUGGGCUUCUAAUAUUUGUUUUUUUCAUCUGCGAUUAAUUUGAUCAGUAUUGUUGGUACUCUCUUUUAACUAUCGGAAGCUCGUUUGAAAUCAUUAAAUGAUGUAUGUUCCCUUCAUUAUUUUACUGGAAAGAUAUAUUAAAAAUACUGUCAUUUCAUUAAAAUUAUGCCCAGAUAAGUAGGAGAUUUUUUUAAAACGAAUAUCGAUUGUCUGCGUAAGUACGUUCCCAAAAUUGUUUUUAAAUAAAUUGUUUUUGGCGAA
Messenger RNA from Diorhabda carinulata, 3043 nucleotides. RefSeq names its product facilitated trehalose transporter Tret1-like. Gene Ontology annotation, biological process: transmembrane transport. The transcript is spliced from 3 exons. Gene Ontology annotation, cellular component: membrane. The coding region runs from base 459 to 1868 and encodes 469 amino acids. The record is from RefSeq and is a predicted model, not a curated record. Lineage: Eukaryota; Metazoa; Arthropoda; Insecta; Coleoptera; Chrysomelidae. Gene Ontology annotation, molecular function: transmembrane transporter activity.